AUCACUGACAGGUGUGUCUACUGGUGUUUCCGGAUGCCUUCUUGAUGUUCUUGGACGCAUCCGGCGUUUGCAAUACCAUAUCAGUAAGCAUGACACCUCCAGUUUGCAAUCUUGGUGAAGAAAUUGAAGAUACCAGGCAUUUUAAAUUUCCAACUCUACCGAGUCCCGAAUACCGUGAGAAUGACCCAUGGCUACCGUUUAGUACACAGACUGUAAGCUUAACUCCAAGUGUAAUGGUUUCCGAGGGCCCGAUUUCGAUGGAGACACAAUGUCAGUCACCAGAUUGGGGUGACACCCAUACAUUUCCACUUUUUAACUUCUCUGGAAAGACAGUCGGAAAAGGAUGCAGCUCCGUCCCCUACGAUAAAAUAGUUAAACUUGAAAAACGAAUGCGAUGUAAAACUAAGAAGACAAAUGAAGGUACAACUUUAUUGGAGGAAUUAAAAAAAAUACAGGGGAAGAUAGAAGAUAAUUUAAAGGAGGCCAGCCGCUUAACAGACCAAAUAGAAAAAGCAGUGAUCGGGAAAAAAGUUACAUUCUCAAACUUAAGGACAAUGUAAAAAAAACCUGAUUGUGUGACUGUGUGUGUGUGCCCAGGAUUCUAUCAGUAUAUGGACAUACAUUGUAAUUAUGCUAUAUCUAUGGAACUCUUUUAAACAAUUAUGUAGAUUUACUGUAAUCAGCAGAUUAAAUAUAUUUUUGUCAUGUUGUGGUUAAUAAAACAUAUAAAU
Molecule: messenger RNA, 731 nt
Organism: Mytilus trossulus (common blue mussel)
Lineage: Eukaryota; Metazoa; Mollusca; Bivalvia; Mytilida; Mytilidae
Exons: 4
Coding region: 45-560 (171 amino acids)
Source: RefSeq, a predicted model, not a curated record